AUGGGCCUCCGGUAUUCUGUCAAUCUCGAAAAUGUGGAUGUCCACACUGCUCCCCUCCUGGAGAGUUCUCACUCCUAUAGGUCUCAUGGUCGGUUCAGCAAGCCUGAAACUGCAGUUACCUACGCAUGUCAGUACUGUUUGACUCAUCUGACAGUUUCUGGAAUGGUCUUGAGUGACCAAUAUCGCGGCAAGACUGGCGAUGCUUUCUUGGUUCAUAAUGUCGUAAAUGUCAUCAACGGAAAGAAGGAGUUUAGACAAAUGACUACGGGAGCAUAUACAGUGUGUGAUAUCCUCUGCCACCAGUGCCAUAGUGUUGUUGGCUGGAAGUAUCUCAAGAGCAAUGAAAAAGACAUGAAAUUCAAGGAAGGCAAGUAUAUUCUGGAGGUGAACACGAUAUGCUCGUUGGACUGA
Messenger RNA from Kuraishia capsulata CBS 1993, 411 nucleotides. RefSeq lists its product as uncharacterized. The coding region runs from base 1 to 411 and encodes 136 amino acids. Gene Ontology annotation, cellular component: ubiquitin ligase complex. NCBI's taxonomy places the organism in Eukaryota, Fungi, Ascomycota, Pichiomycetes, Pichiales, Pichiaceae. The transcript is spliced from 2 exons. The record is from RefSeq and is a predicted model, not a curated record.